AUGGAACCCGAGAAGGUCACCAACACGGCGGAGAUCUCCAAUGAGGAGGUGCACGACUACAUCGUCAAGGAGCAAGAGAAGAAGCCGCUCAGGAAACGCCUUCUGUGGUACGUGUGGGACUCCUUCGGGAAAGAUCCUGAGACGCGCGCAUUUGUCAAUCGGCUGGAUGCUUUCCUGCUGCUCUACUCCAUGUACGCGUACUUUGUGAAGUAUCUCGACCAGAGCAACGUGAGCAAUGCAUACGUGAGCGGCAUGCAGGAAGAUCUGCAUAUGGUCGGUCAAGAUCGGAACUACAUGAAUCUGAUGUUCAAUAUGGGAUACAUGACUGGGUCGACCAUAGCUGUGCUCACCAUGACACGCGUCCGACCCUCGAUCUAUCUUGCUGCGUGCGAGAGUAUCUGGACAAUCUGCACCUUUGGGCUCGCCGGGGCUAAGAAUGUUGAAACUAUCUAUGGGCUACGUUUCGUGGCCGGCCUUGCUGAGGCGUCCGCCUUUCCAGGACUUGCUUGGGUCAUUGGCAGCUGGUACUCGCCAGACGAGCUCUGUAAGCGGAUGACUAUCUUCGAGAUGUCCGCAUGCAUUGGCACCAUGUGCAGCGGCUACCUCCAAGGGGCGGUGUAUAACAAUUUGAAUGGGCAUGCCGGUUUGAAGGGGUGGCAAUGGCUCUUCAUCGUGGACGGCAUCAUGAGCGUGCCAAUGUGCUUCCUAUGCUAUUACUGCGUACCUGACGCGCCGAGCAACACACGCGCCCGCUGGCUGAAGCCGAAACAUCGUGAGUUCGCUCUCAAGCGAUCCAAAGCCUUUGGCAGAGCCGAACCAAGACGGUUUACCCCGAAGAGACUCCUUGGGGUCAUUCUCUCCUGGCAAUUCUGGUGUUACGGCCUGAACUACAUGAUGUUCAGCUUUGGCUUCAAUGCCGUCUCAUACAUGAACCUGUGGUUGAAAUCCCUAGGACGCUUCUCCGUCGCCCAGAUCAACGACAUUCCGACGGCCGGCAGCGCCUGGCUCCUAGUUUCCGCUUAUAUCUAUGCCGUCAUCUCUGACGCGACAGGAAAGCGCGCCCCACUGUUGAUCCUGGCCGCUGUCGUGGGCCUCGUCGGCAUGAUCCUGCUCUCCAUUUGGGACCUUCCAUUUGGGGUUUUGGUGUUCGCCUUCCUCUUACCCUUCGGUGCGGACGGAGGCACUAGUCUGUCCUCGACCUGGGUGCACGAGUGCUGCCAGCAGGACCACGAGCAGAGAGGCAUGAUGAUCGGCCUGUGGAAUACCAUCUGUUACGGCUUCACGGCAUGGAUGCCGCUGUAUCUGUUCCCGACCCCGGAUGCGCCGCAUUACAAGUUUGGCUACCAGGUGCAGGCCGGAUUCUACGGCUUCAGCAUUCUGAUCACGUUGACAUGGGUGUACAUGUACAGGAGGGACGAGAGGCUGGGCAAGUACACCACCAAUGCACUGGGCUUGCCGGUUGCCCCAGAGGAGAUGGAUGGAUUGACGCCCAGGACACCGAGCAGUCAAGCUAGUAAAGAAUACAGUUCAGGCAAGAUGGGUGAAGCCGAAGAGGUCAGGGAGGUGCGUGAACUGUAA
Messenger RNA from Capronia coronata CBS 617.96, 1578 nucleotides. RefSeq lists its product as uncharacterized. NCBI's taxonomy places the organism in Eukaryota, Fungi, Ascomycota, Eurotiomycetes, Chaetothyriales, Herpotrichiellaceae. The transcript has 6 exons. Gene Ontology annotation, cellular component: membrane. Gene Ontology annotation, biological process: transmembrane transport. The coding region runs from base 1 to 1578 and encodes 525 amino acids. Gene Ontology annotation, molecular function: transmembrane transporter activity. The record is from RefSeq and is a predicted model, not a curated record.